AUGGCGCCGGUGUCGGACAGCAAUUAUUUUCCCUCCGUGGGACAGUGCCUCUCUGGGGAGAAAGUGCUUCUGCCUUGGAAGCUGGUCGCCACAGCUCUUUCGGAUGGCACUGGAAAACGGCAGACGAGCUCUGCCAUCACCAAAUUCUUCGACGACGACUAUGUCCGCGGACUUCUAAGCGAACCCUCGACCGCGUUUGCGCCGCCUGACGAGGCUACGAGCAAGAGCUUCGAGACCAAGAUCGCACCAAUUAACGUCACCUCGGCCUCGACUGAGCGAUACGAUAUAAACCAAUUCAAGGAUGAUGCGAAAUGGCUUAGCAACAACGCAAAAGUCAACCUGGUGGCCGCUCUACGGGUCGUCAUCAUCGAGUACCAAUCCCGUUCUUCAAGCCAUCUUUUGGGCCCUCUGUCAUCCCAUGAUGCCGCCAAUCUUCAAGAGGCUGCGGGUUUACAAAAUGGCCAAGGAGCAGCAUUUUUAUCGGAUUUGGGAGCAUCGGCCGCGUUGGAUGCCGAUGAGAUAUCAGCAGAGUUCGACAAGCAGGAUGCGAGGAGGCGUCGCUUGUUUGAUACCUUUUUGACGGAACGUCGCUUCUUUAUCAUGGCUGCGGAUUAUGCCACGUCCAUCAAGCUGUAUCAGCGUUUGCCCAUUUUCGCUCCUGGAGACGAUAGCAUUGCCGAUCUAUACAAGUUGAAGAUGUCCGCUCAACCGCGUGAUGAGAUGGAGGCGAUGCUACCGGCCUACUUGGAUGUCGUGUCCAGCUGCAUGAGCGGGAUCGAGGCUGGUAUGAGAUCAUUCACGGAUGAUGCCUUGCUGCUCAACGAUGAAGUGGAAAUAGAAUGGCUACGUAGCCUCUUGACCGAGAUCGUUCACAGCUUGUCUGUGGUCCUCCAGCUGGUGGACUGCUAUGGUAGCGAUUUCCCUCCGUCCUCCGCUAUUAACCAGUGGUUUUCAUUGAUGGAAAUCUAUGGCUUCUUCGAUUCAAUACAGCCAAUCAACCAAUCCACUGCUGAAUUGAUUAUGCCGAUGAAGGCCCUGUCUUCAGCCAUCUCUAUUGGCCUGCUCAAGCCAGCACGGGCACUCGCAUAUCUAUCUGAUCGAGACGAGGACCCAGCACAAGCUGACGAUGUGUAUGACUCGUAUUUGCUUUCACCAGAUGUCCUAGAGCAGGUUCAUAAGAGCAUCCUGGACGCGGCCGGCCUAGACUCUGAGACUGCUUGCCCUGUCAUCUUCACAUGGUCCUUUCUUCUCCACCGACUCAACGUAUCCUACCAAACCAGAACCGACAAGCGGGACAACUUGAUACAGCAAAGCGCCCGUGAAAAAUUCGAAACCCGAAGUGUAAUGCGUACACCCACUCGGCGAAACUCAGCCGGGAGCAUCUACUCCAUUGAGUCUUCGAAAUUUGAUGGAUUUCUUGAGAACUCGUCCAGCCCUAGGGAUAUGCAGGUCGUUGAGCAACUUGCAGCGGUCGCCACAGCCCAAGGCAGGGUCUUUGAUAUCAUGUCAAACAUGACUCAAACUCUGGGCCCAUCUGUGGGCGGCAGCAUGUCGCCCCUGAUUAGCUCGCGCCUUCGUGUCGUAUUCCUAGAGCUAUUGAAGGUUUCGUAUCCGUUUGUUGGAUAUCAGUCAGACUCUGUGAGCUGUCUGCACUCCCUUCUUUCUCCUGGCCGAGGUUACUGGGAGUUAUCCGCAUCGGAGAAUAUGCCCAUCGCCCAGGACAUCCUUGGAUCUAUGCUACGGGAUGAUGUGGCUAUGGAUUUCUUUUUCCAGCAAGCCCUUGAUCGAUAUCCUUACGAAUUCCUUCCUUUCAUCACUCUCUGUGGCAUGCUCUGUACUGCAUCACAGCAGACCCAGGACGAUAGGACAGACAUAAUUCUCGAGCUGCUACGCAAGACUCCUACAAUCACAUUUACACUACCAGAUACGUUUCAAGGAUACGAGCUGGUUCAAGAAGAUGAAAACACGAACUCUUUCUGCCUUUUGGAGGAGGUUCCUCUGAUCUCUUUAUCAUCCUCUUGGAGCCGGAGGUACAUUGAGGAUGACGCUUACAGAAUACCUGUGGGCACCUACGGACGAUUUAUUACAGAUACCGGCCGUGUUGUCUUGAUGGAAUACCCCCAUUCAACCUUGUCGUUGCUUGGACGGCGAUUGGAGAUCAGCCUUUCCCAAGAAGGCUAUCGUUGCGAACUGGGAAUGUUGCAACCAGAAGAGACAGCCGAAGUUAUUUCGUUGUUAGCCUCACUACUUCGGAUGGAGCAGCUGAAGGUAACGAGGCAGCGUGAUAACAAGGUGUUGUUCCAUUAUGAUAACGACCUGCUAUCCGAGACGAGUGUACACAUUAGUGCUGGGAAAGAUAUCAUCACAGUUGUGUGCGAAACGAUGGACUAUUAUAUGCAGGAUGAGCUGGCCAUGACUGAAGAUACGGCCGUGAGCGUUCUUACUGCAUGUGUCAAGUUUUUGCAUGCUGUUCUACAAGUUCAGCCUAGCAGAGUCUGGUCAUACCUCGCAAGGACAGAGCUGUUGAAUUCCGAAUCAAGAGCCGGCAAACUCACCAAGAUCACGGGCAGCCUCGACCUGGUCUCAGAGAGAUUUGAGUUCCUCUCGUCUUCGCUGUCACUGUUUUCCUCACUUAUCGACACCGUCAUGUCUUCCGCCGUCCAACGUCGGGCUGAAAACAAGCCCAUGAGUCGUCAGCAGACAGAAUCGAAUCCUUGGAUUGGGACUGCCGAGAAGGUGCUCUCCAACGUUAGCUUCUCGAUUGCACAGACGUCUGUUGAUGUGUUCGAAAACACGUCGACGUGGAUGUUUGACUCAGAAACCAGUAGGACAUCGCUGCUGCAGACAGUCGUUCCCAUUCUCAACAAGAUUGUCAUUUACACCUAUAGCAUGGGUGAUUCUCCGAGGUCUGAAAAUCUCACGUCUUGUCUUCGACCUGCCGCAUCCCACAUCAUUGACUGCUUCUUAUCGCCAUCGAGUGGGAGCCUGCGAUUCCAACCUCUUCUUUUCUCAUUCAUAUCUGCCCUCACAAGAACAGAUUCAACCCUAUAUCCCGAUAGAACCCAAGCCGUGAGAAGCGAAGUCACGUCAGUGCUUGACUUUUCAACAACUCUUCUGCGGGUUGCAAAUUACCUUGAACGUCCUUCGACUUUAGUUGAGACGUACCUAUUCAAAACUUCCACGCUAUCAGCCCGCCUUUGCGCAGUAUCAGAUCACUUCCGUGGGCCAGCGUUGUCGUUGCUGGAGGCGCUCGUCAUCAAUGCCGCUCAGUCCACCAGCGAACCACCCUCUCUUCUAGGAUACCUCGGCCCGCAAAUUUCCAAAUCUUUCCUCCACAUUCUGGCAGCCAUUGGUCAACCCUUUGCUCUGCCGGAAGAAGUGAAGACGACUUGGAGAUUCUUUUCGUCGAUACUAAAAAAUCGACAACAGUGGAUGUCAAACUGCCUUCUCACGGGGCAAACGCCACGGGAGGCAAUGAAGAAGGAUGCUAAGAAGAAUGAAACGUCUGCGGAUUCUGUUUUUGCAGCGGCAUUAUCUAAACUCAAAAUUUUGAAGGAUCUAGAGACUGGAGAAGCCCUCGUGGUUUUAGAUUUCGUUACAUCCGCGCAGAAUUACUGGCCUUGGACGGUGUUUACUCUCCAAAAAGACACAGCCUACAUGGAUGGGCUGCGAGCCUAUGUGCGUGGUUUGAAGCCCUCUCACCAAACUAUCAAGUCAGACGUCGUGCUAGCCAGCAAUCAGGCGAGAAUUGCUGCAUACAUUGCGGAGACAUUCGCGAUGCAGCUCUACCAUUCACGUCAUCUGGGCAAUGCAGACACAUUCACCAAGGGACUAACCAAUGACCUGGACUACUACCUUCGUGACGGUGUUGAGGUAGCAAGCUACAACAAGUCUCUGCACAACAACUUUGCAAAGAAUUUUUCCAAUAAAUAUUUCGGAUGCCCUUUGGACAACUUCAAGCGUACCAUGCUGAGUCCAAGGGAGUUGGGCGAGAAUUAUUACUAUGACUUGGAUCGUGCCGAUGAAAUUUUGCGAUUUGACCCUGGAUGGCAAGGAAAGAAGGGGGCUGGAUUCCUGAACGAGAUGAAGCUGGCAAACACCAACCUGUCUUUGGUCGAUGCCCAAAUCGCUCUCUUCCAUGCAUGGGAACUUUUGUUGCUUGAAUUAAGCACAUGUUUCCCUGAGAGCGAUGCUACCAAAAAGCACAUGAUGCAAGUUGCCCAGCAGUGUCUGAAUGCCAAUCAGUUGACCCCUGGUCCCGAGAGCAUCUUCCUCAAAAUCGUCGACGCAAGAGCCGACCUGGCUCUCAUUCUGGUUCAGCGUUUGGCCAAGUCCACUCUUGCGAUUCCUGAUAUCAAUCAGCUACUGGAGACUUUGGUUGGCACGAUCAAUAGUGUUGAUGAACCCUUUGAAUCCCAGUCUCUUGCCUAUUACCGCACCCUCCUGAAGGCGCUAUUUGUCACGCUGCGGGCAUAUCAAGCGGCAUCUAGCAAGCUGGCGGCGAGUUCACAGGCAGAUCUUGAGGGAUCUAUGGUGACUGUCACACAAACCAUUCUCAACAUACUAGACACCGUGGUAGCACAGGGAUUCCGGGCGUUGGUUAGCUUGAUCCAUGAUAAGGAGACAGACGUCUUCCCAGAGGAUCUUGCUCUCCUUACGGCAAUCAUGCAGGCUUGCCUAAGCGUUCCCAAUAUUGAACAAUCUCAGACUCAAAUAUUGAACAUCAUUGCAACACACGACGCCACGCAUGCAGCAACGUCACUGUAUUCAUGGGCUGACAAGCUCGGUGAUCAUGGCGAUCCCGUCUAUGGCGAGCUCAGCAUCUUGUUCUUACUGGAGCUCUCAACUCUUCCGUUGUUGGCAGAGCAGCUUGCAUGUGACGGAGUCCUAGGUGCUAUCCUGUCUGCCAACCUCACCAAAUUUAUGCUAAGGACCAACGUCUCACCGUAUGCGGAUGCGCCAAUUGCACAGCGGUGCUACGGGAUAUGGGUUAAAGGGAUGCUUCCACUCAUGCUGAAUCUGCUGACUGCUCUUGGAGCAACAGUUGCCCCGGAAAUCACAUAUGUUCUGAACCAAUUCCCGCAUCUGUUGCAAGCCAGCGUGGAACGAUUUGAAGCGCCUGGGGCCAGUCGAACCAAAGAAAAAUCUACGCAGUACCUAACGCUUCUUGGCACCUCGGAGAUUCACUCUUUGGCACUCCUCACGCGUGUGCUUGCGGCUCUUCGGAUGAACAAUAGCAGAGACAUCCCCGCGGUCGAAUGGGAUGCGACGGGGCUUCUUGAGAAUGUAGACUACUGGCUCUCCAGCAGACGUCUUUUGAAAGAGCGGCUACUGCCUCUGGGGCAGCGAGAGAUGGAAUGGAGAGGAAGAAAAUUGGCAGGGGAUUGUGAUAAUUUGCUGGAGGAGAAGGUGGUGGUACAGCUAGAGACGGUACGGGACGUGCUCAGCGAUGAAUUUGAAGGUUGA
This is a messenger RNA of Trichoderma virens Gv29-8, 5466 nucleotides long. RefSeq lists its product as uncharacterized. Bases 1 to 5466 code for a protein of 1821 amino acids. Gene Ontology annotation, biological process: protein import into nucleus; RNA export from nucleus. Gene Ontology annotation, molecular function: structural constituent of nuclear pore. Lineage: Eukaryota; Fungi; Ascomycota; Sordariomycetes; Hypocreales; Hypocreaceae. The record is from RefSeq and is a predicted model, not a curated record. Gene Ontology annotation, cellular component: nuclear pore inner ring. The transcript is spliced from 4 exons.